AUGAACUGGAUGAGUGCACAGAAGUACUGCAGACAGCGUUACUCGGAUCUCGCCACCGUCGAUGACCAGGCGGAUCACGACCAGCUGCUGAAAAUGGGAAAGUUUUGGCUUGUACUCUAUCGGACAACAGGUAAUGGCGUCUUUGUCUGUUCCAGUGUGAACUCUUAUGUGUUUUACCUGGUGACUAAGACAAUGAGCUGGACCCAAGCUCAGACAUGGCUAUGCUCCUGGGUCUUUUCUGAUGGGAGUAAAUCUCUGUUCAGUUCGUGGCAGUCUUCACAACCAAACAAUGCUGAUGGCAUCCAGUACUGUGUGUAUACGACUGUUAAUGGAUACUGGAAUGAUUGGGAUUGUUCAGAUAAAUUACCAUUUAUGUGCUACGAGAGUAAGAUACAGAUAGUAAGACUGGAGAUAAAAUCAAGCGCAAUUGUGAAUGAUCCUGCGGUGAGGAGUGGGAUUUUGGUGAAGAUAGAGCAGACGCUGAAGGAGAAGGGGCUGAAUAAAGAUUCCAAGCUCUCUUGGAUGAUGUUUUCUGGUGAAGAUGUCUUUCAUGAAAUGUGGUAUCAGAAGAGUGAUGCUUCAAAAGCGCCCUGCAAGAGAGCCGUAAACUGAUCUCAUGAUAGCGUGUAUGUUGUGCAGUUUUAGCUGUUCUCAGAACAUCGUAGAUGGAGCUGCAUGCUUCUGUUUCGGUAAGCUAUUUUUAUGCUAAAUGCAAAAAUAGAAUUUUGUAUAAUAACUAUAAUCAGUCACUUAAUCACCCUUACAUCUUACGCUGACUGUCCAUUUUGAAUGCUUUUUUUUUGUUGCAUGGUUAGAGUUGAUUUCUGAAUGUUACAAUAAAUUUAAGCAAGAAAGAUGACACCUGCAGGUCCACACCUGUCCCGUAGAGGGAGCUCAAAACAUCAAAAAGAGAAUGAGUUCUUGGCGUGCGGUUAUGUAAGAACUACUCCGUAAAGUUGUGAAAGUGUAAAUAAAACUAACGUUACUGAAAGUACAUUUUACAGUCUUUCUAGCGGUUUGUUUGAAUUAAAUUUUUGAAUUUUACUAGCUUUUUAUGACGUGAAAAUCAUGUCAAAAUAAAGCCUGUUUUCGUUUCUUUGAAUAUGUGACAAUAAAAGCAUCAACAUGAUUCAGUAAAUUACUGCUUCCAGAAUCAUAAACUGAUAGUUAUUUGUCACUGUUUAUUCAUUGCGCUGUAAUUUACACGCUGCAGUUCAGUUUGAUGGAUGCUUGCAUAUUUAUCAAGAGUUUCAAAGACAGUAAAGAGGAUUUAGUGAACUGGCAAAUAUAGGAAUUAAAAUUUACACUUACUUUUUAA
This is a messenger RNA of Puntigrus tetrazona (Sumatra barb), 1318 nucleotides long. Its product is annotated as C-type lectin mannose-binding isoform-like. Lineage: Eukaryota; Metazoa; Chordata; Actinopteri; Cypriniformes; Cyprinidae. The record is from RefSeq and is a predicted model, not a curated record. The coding region runs from base 1 to 612 and encodes 203 amino acids. The transcript is spliced from 5 exons.